Molecule: messenger RNA, 519 nt
Organism: Psylliodes chrysocephalus
Lineage: Eukaryota; Metazoa; Arthropoda; Insecta; Coleoptera; Chrysomelidae
Source: the annotation of a GenBank genome assembly
AUGCCAUCUACAUCUGGCAGUAUAUCGAAACAGCCGAUAUGUCAACCUAAACGACUAGACCGUGCUGAAAAAGGGCAUAAUAGUUCCGAAAGCGAUGAAGAACAUGGGCAAGAAAAUGACGAAUCUGAAAAUUUUUCCGUUAAUAGUGAUGAUUUGCCACUAAUAAACAUAAAAAAAUCCUUACAACAUUCCAAAAAUGCUGAAAUAUUCAGCGAUGAGGGAGCAAGUAUUUCAGCUGAAGUAAAAGAAGGCAGUUGGAUAGUGGUCGAGUAUGAAGUAAAGAAAAGUACAAAGCACUUUAUCGGCCAAGUUAAGCAAGUUCUUGACUCGACACUACAUGUGGAAUUUUUAAAAAAAUCGGACAAGUCCAGUGGAAGGUUUAUUACUCCUCUUGUACAGGACACUGAUCAUAUAAGUGGAGAUAUGGUCGUGAAGAUCUUAACACCACCAAUAUUAACGGGAACAGGAAGAAGGAAAUUUUACAGCUUUAAUAUUGAUCUCAUGCCUUUUAAUUUUUAA